Folsomia candida is the source of this 721-nucleotide messenger RNA. RefSeq names its product succinate dehydrogenase assembly factor 4, mitochondrial-like. Gene Ontology annotation, cellular component: mitochondrion. The transcript has 2 exons. The record is from RefSeq and is a predicted model, not a curated record. NCBI's taxonomy places the organism in Eukaryota, Metazoa, Arthropoda, Collembola, Entomobryomorpha, Isotomidae. Gene Ontology annotation, biological process: mitochondrial respiratory chain complex II assembly. Bases 188 to 607 code for a protein of 139 amino acids.
AUGAGGGUGCUCAGCUCUCCUGCUCAAAUCGGGCCACACUGCUACGGGAACGGGCACUUGUAACAUCGUCACAUCAUGCUCCCAAUCACACUGCCACUUUCAUAGGGCACACAUCCAAUUUGGUUGCUUCACGCGCGGAAAACUUCAUCUCUAGCUUACAUUUCUACAAAAAUUGACGGCAGAUAAAAUGAAUUUAAUUUUAAGGGGAAAAUUAUUGAACUUGUACAAAAAUAGUGGAUUCGACAGAUUUUCUAUGAUCCUCUACAUGAAACAUCUUAGUAGCAAGCGUGGAAUUGCUCUUUCGAUGCAGUAUCGAGACUGCUCAUCUAUAACAGCGACAAAUAAGUCCGAGAAUGAUAAGCCACUAGUGAACAAGGCUGGUGAAGAGAAACCGACGACCAGAAAAUCCAAAACGCUGAGGGCAAAAACUCCUAUUGGAAAAUUGGACGAAUUAGAAGAAGGACGACAUCCAUACCAAGAGAAAGAGCCAUUGCCACCAUGGCCAGAUAACACGAAUCCACAUACUGGGGAAAUUGGAGGACCACGAGGUCCGGAACCAACUAGAUACGGAGACUGGGAACGGAAAGGACGAGUCAGCGAUUUCUAAUCAAGCAGAGUGAUUUAAAGGACAACAAUGGAACUUGUUAUUUCCUAAAUCUUUCUUCUCUUGGUUAUUAUUAUUAUACACUUACUUGCAAAUAAAAUAUACAUAGAAUUAUUA